CCGGAUGUUCCCAUUUACAUCUUCCGGUUUCCCUGACCAAGAUGGCGGCUGACGCAGACGAGAGUAAAUAUUUUGUGAGAGAAAUUGAGAAAAACGACGGUCGUGUCUUGAAAAUGAAACAGUGCUACUUAGGAGACGUUGGCUGCGUGGUCUGGGAUGCAGCUAUCGCUCUGGCAAAAUAUCUAGAGACGAAACAGUUUUAUGAUCCGUCCUCUGGAGUAAACGUGUGGUCUGGCAGGACUGUGGUGGAGUUGGGUGCUGGGACUGGAGUAGUUGGUCUGAUGGCAGCAACACUCGGAGCACAAGUUAUAGUGACAGACCUGGAAGACUUGCAGACCCUCCUGGGAGUGAACAUCCAAGAAAACCAGGCACUUAUAAGUAGCGGAUCCAUAACUGCCAAGGUACUGAAAUGGGGUGAUGAUGUGUCUGCGUUCCUCCCUCCUCCACAUUAUGUCCUUAUGGCAGAUUGCAUCUAUUAUGAGCAGUCAAUUGUUCCACUGGUGGAGAGCUUGAAGCUGCUUUCUGGACCAGAGACAUGCAUCAUUUGCUGUUAUGAGCAGCGCACUGAAGGUGUCAACCCAGAAGUGGAGAGGCGUUUUUUUGAGCUGCUGCAACACAACUUCAGCUGUGAGAAGAUCCCUUUAGAAAAUCAAGACCCAGAGUUCAACAGCCCGGACAUCCACAUUUUGCACAUCAGAAGAAAAGUUUGAUUUUUGUGGAAGACGUGGGAAGAUGUGUUCCCUUAUUAAUGUUCAGAUUUGAAUAAAAUGUUUUGUAUUUUUUAAACUGAAUGCUUUAUGAUGUAGAUACUGACUUGAUACUUGAUCAAAGUAAAGAAAUUAAAAAGUAAA
Molecule: messenger RNA, 851 nt
Organism: Mugil cephalus (flathead mullet)
Lineage: Eukaryota; Metazoa; Chordata; Actinopteri; Mugiliformes; Mugilidae
Gene: vcpkmt
Product: valosin containing protein lysine (K) methyltransferase
Exons: 5
Coding region: 42-710 (222 amino acids)
Biological process (GO): peptidyl-lysine methylation
Cellular component (GO): cytosol; cytoplasm
Molecular function (GO): protein-lysine N-methyltransferase activity
Source: RefSeq, a predicted model, not a curated record